Molecule: messenger RNA, 1718 nt
Organism: Nicotiana tabacum (common tobacco)
Lineage: Eukaryota; Viridiplantae; Streptophyta; Magnoliopsida; Solanales; Solanaceae
Source: RefSeq, a predicted model, not a curated record
ACAUUAUCUUGUAUCAUGAUUUAUGUUUUUAAUGUGAAGUGAUUUUUAUAAAAGGAUAUUUAUAAUCUCAAUAUCAACUCAUCCCAUUUCUAUUAUGAUUGUAGACAAUUUUGAAAUGGAAAGACUUUUUUAUAAUUCUUGUCGGGUAAAUUGAUAUUUCUUGACUGUAUAAAAAAUCACUAAAUCAAACCACACGUUUUUUUCUAAGUAGAAUUCGACACUUUGACCAUGGUAAAAUAUUUUUCUUCGCCGAUAAAUUUUUCAAUUUACACCCUUCUCAGCCGUGAGUUAAUCAAAAAUAUCCUUUUUACCUCACACAAGGUAGAAGUAAGAUCUGCGUAUAUUCCAUACUCAUUCUACCUCACAUAAGGUUGAAGUAAGGUCUGCAUACUUUUCAUCCUUUGCGGACUCUAUUUGUGGGAUCGCACCAAAUGUGUUAUUACCGUUGUUGUAAUAAUUCUUUUUUUUAAUUUCACUUGAGAAAUGAAGCAUCAUAAAGUGAGAUGGACCUUAUCUACAUGGCAGUUUAUGUUCCACAUGUUUGCUUCUGAAUUUUUCUAGCUGAUUUUAUUUGCUUACUUUUUAUCUUUGCCGAGACAUCUAAAAGAAAAGCAAAAACACAGAACAAGAACAAAAUGUUUCCUACUAUCAAAUUCAUCUUCCUUGUCACUACAUACACUCUCUUGUUUCCUUCAAUUGCAUUUGAAUCAGAGUCCACAGACCCAAUUCCAGCUCCAUGGCCUCACCAAUUCCACGCAAUUACAAUCAUGAACUACACUCAAGGUCUUAGGAAAGUGGACCUUUGGUACGACUGGCCAAACAAAAGGUACAUGCAUAUAAACCAAUACCAAUUAGGAAAGACUUUGUAUGAUGUUGAAUGGCAAAAUGGUACUUCCUUUUAUUUCACUUUGGAUUCUACUCAAGAGUGUACUGUUAGGCAUUUUCCAGUGGGAAUUCUUAGACCUAAUUGGCUUGAAGGUUCAAAUUAUAUAGGACAAAGGUACAAGGAUGGAUUCCUUUGUAAUGUUUGGGAAAAAGUUGGUUUCUUACGGUAUUACGAGGAUGCUGUUACCAAGAUUCCUGUUUAUUGGCAUUUUUAUGAUGGUUUGGUUGAACAUAUAAUGACAUUUGAGGUGGGAAAAGUGCUAGAGGAUUCAAAGUGGCAAGCUCCUGCUUACUGCUUCAAGGAGGUCAAGAAAGAAAGUAGAUCUUUGCUAGAAAACUUGAUGUCGUGAACUCGGCGAUCACAGAGAAUUGACCUUAGACUGAUCGAAUAAGAGAGGUUUACCGCUUUCUCUUCUCGGUAGGAGUCAAAAAGAAAAGGCUCAAGAAGGAACUGCACUCGUUCACCUCUUUUGGAUGCCCUGAGGUUUUUGUUUGAAGUCUUGGGACGUUAUAUUCUUUUUUUUAAGUCAGAGGCGGAACCAAGAUUUCUGGUUAGUGUACACGUAGUGCCAUCACUUCAAUUUAUAUCAUGGUGACAUGAGUAUGUAUUUAGUACAAAUUAAUAUAAUUUUCAAAAUUAUUAACCAUAUAUGUAGAGGCCUGACUAUGCUACUUGCGCAUAUAUGGCCAUGGUUUGAGUUUUUAGUGCUAUUAGCUAGUUUCCUCGUGUAAUUUCAAUGAAGCAAUUCCAUAUGCUCUGAUAUUUCUGAGAACGGUAUGUAUGUUUCAUACGCACUGCGUAAUAAUAAAAAUCGAUGUAAGGUUCAGUAUUA